This is a messenger RNA of Phaeoacremonium minimum UCRPA7, 951 nucleotides long. Its product is annotated as putative adenylosuccinate synthetase protein. Gene Ontology annotation, cellular component: cytoplasm. The record is from RefSeq and is a predicted model, not a curated record. The transcript is spliced from 15 exons. Gene Ontology annotation, molecular function: adenylosuccinate synthase activity; nucleotide binding. The coding region runs from base 1 to 951 and encodes 316 amino acids. Gene Ontology annotation, biological process: IMP metabolic process; 'de novo' AMP biosynthetic process. NCBI's taxonomy places the organism in Eukaryota, Fungi, Ascomycota, Sordariomycetes, Togniniales, Togniniaceae.
AUGAAGGGCUUGAACUUGAUUGGUUCAGGUGUUGUUUUCCAUGUCCCAUCAUUCUUUAGCGAGCUCAAAGAACUUGAUGAGAAAGGCCUCCCCCGAGUUUAUGAUCGCAUCCUCGUCUCGGACCGGGUUCACAUUAACUUGGACCUUCACCUUGCUGUCGAUGGCCUUGAAGAAAUUGAGCUUGGAGAGAAUAAAAUUGGAACCACAGGCCGUGGAAUUGGCCCAUGUUACAGUACAAAGGCUGCCCGAAGUGGAAUCCGAUUAGCAGAGGUCUUCAAAGCCGAGCUGUUUGAGUCAAAACUUCGGCGACUUGCAUCAGGCUUCGCCAAGAGAUACGGGGACUUACUGAGGUAUGACGUUGAGGACGAAAUCGCCCGUUUUAGAGAAUAUCGUCCGAAGCUUGCCAGAUUCGUCGUCGAUGCCGUGUCCUUCAUGCGGUCUGCGCAAGAGAAGAACAUGAACAUACUUGUGGAGGGUGCCAACAUGUCAGGCAUUAACAAUACGACACGAGUUGGGAUGGGCAGCUUCAAAACGGAAGAUCUUGGAGAGGGACGUCCACUGGUCGACGGCGUCGUUGUGGUUGGUAGGCUCGAUCUUGUGGUCAUGCGAUACAGCAUAGCUAUCAAUUAUUACACAGCACUUAACCUAACUAAGCUGGAUGUGCUGGAUUCAUUCGAGACGAUUAAGAUCGCUGUGGCGUAUAAGAACCCCGAAACCGGCGAAGAGUUGGCUUCAUACCCUACGGAUCCCGAUAUUCUCGAUCAAGCUCAGGUGGUUUAUCACGAGAUGCCAGGAUGGAAGAGACCGACCACGAACGUGAAGACCUUUGAUGAUCUUCCCAAGCAGGCGCAGGACUAUGUCGAGUUCAUUGAAAGCUUCGUUAGAGUGAAGGUGAAAUGGAUUGGUACCGGCCCUGACCGGGAGAGUAUGAUAGAGAAAUCAGUUGUAUAA